AUGCCCGCGCCAACUGCUCUCCAAAGAGCACCCGAGGCCGUCGCAGAGGAGACCCUCCACGAUGCGCCACAGACGGCUGUAGACGACGAGAUGAUCCUCACCACCACCACUGGCGCGGAGGAUGCUCCCCUCGAAGAAGCCUCUAACAUGGAAGUGGACGCCGACUCCACUACCCUCUUUGCUCCCGAAGCUCCCUCUCGAUCUGCCCAACGUGCCGAGGAGCGCAAAGUCCGCGUCCCACCCCACCGCAYGUCCCCUCUCAAAAACAGCUGGCCAAAGAUCUACCCACCUCUCGUCGAGCAUCUCAAGCUACAAGUCCGCAUGAAUAUUGCCAAGAAGGCUGUUGAACUACGCACAUCACCUCACACCACCGAUACUGGAGCGAUUCAGAAGGGAGCAGAUUUCAUUCAGGCUUUCUGCUUGGGCUUUGAUCUCGACGACGCUAUUGCUCUGCUGAGAUUAGACGACCUGUACAUUCAGAGCUUCGAGGUCAAGGACGUCAAGACGCUGCAGGGCGAGCAUCUCAGCAGAGCCAUUGGUCGGAUAGCGGGAAAGGACGGAAAGACCAAGUUUGCGAUCGAGAACGCAAGUCGCACAAGAAUUGUGCUGGCAGAUCAGAAAGUGCACAUUCUGGGCGGCUUCAAGAAUAUUCAUGUUGCAAGAGAGGCCGUUGUGAGCUUGAUCUUGGGAAGCCCACCUGGCAAGGUCUACGGCAACUUGAGGACUGUUGCUGGACGUAUGAAGGAGAGAUUUUAA
Messenger RNA from Ramularia collo-cygni, 756 nucleotides. RefSeq names its product probable pre-rRNA-processing protein pno1. Gene Ontology annotation, cellular component: nucleolus. The coding region runs from base 1 to 756 and encodes 251 amino acids. The transcript has a single exon. The record is from RefSeq and is a predicted model, not a curated record. Lineage: Eukaryota; Fungi; Ascomycota; Dothideomycetes; Mycosphaerellales; Mycosphaerellaceae. Gene Ontology annotation, molecular function: RNA binding.